Messenger RNA from Cokeromyces recurvatus, 1672 nucleotides. Its product is annotated as Ribophorin I. Gene Ontology annotation, cellular component: membrane; oligosaccharyltransferase complex. NCBI's taxonomy places the organism in Eukaryota, Fungi, Mucoromycota, Mucoromycetes, Mucorales, Mucoraceae. The record is from RefSeq and is a predicted model, not a curated record. The transcript has 7 exons. Bases 181 to 1590 code for a protein of 469 amino acids.
CCUAACUCUUGUAUUUUUAAAGGCGAAACACUGUAAAUUGAUUUUAUUAUUAUGUAUUAUGUAUUGUGUCACUUGAAGUGACUGUUGUACCUUUUUAAAUAUAAUUUCAAUCUUUAAUAACCUCCUAUACUCUUCAACUUCUAUUUAGAUUUGUUAACAGGGAUAUCGUCGUUGUUAACCAUGAAGUCUCUUCAUUUCAUUCUACAACUAUUAUUCGCGUUAUGUUGCUUCAACAGCAUCAUUUUUGCUUUCCCUCAUCAAUUUGAAAACGCCAAGGUUUUACGUGUCAUUGACAUUAAUAAUGCCAUUGCUCGUGAAGAAGUUGGUAUUCGAGCUAGAAAUGUUGAUAAUAAGGUAGCUCAAGAUUAUUAUUUCUAUUUACCUUCUUUUGUUGCUCAAAAGUCUGCAACCAUCUCGGCAUUUUUAAAAAAAGAAAAAACACCUUUGAAACUUGAUUUUUAUAAAUUGGAUGAACAAAGUGAUUUGAAUGUUUACAAAAUUCAUUUAGAUAAGCCUGUUCAACCUCAACAAGAUGUACUCAUUGGUAUCAAGAUUGCAUAUACACACCUCAUUAAACCUAUGCCUGCCAAGUUACCUCAAGUAGCACGUCAACAUACAUCGUUUGCUUUCAAUACUUAUCUUAUUUCUCCUUAUACUACUAAGGAAACUAAAACAACUCUCCAAACUCCUUCGAAGAAUAUAAUCAGUCAUACAGGUGGUCAAGGCAAAACAACAGUCAAUAAUAACAAGAUUGUAUAUGGUCCAUAUACAAAUAUAAGUCCAAUGUCGUUUGAUUUAGCAACUUGUCAUUUUGAAAACACAAAGCCCUUAUUAACAGUAACCUCACUUAAACGUGAUAUUGAAGUAUCACAUUGGAGUCAAAAUCUAGCUGUUGAAGAGCAUUAUGCUUUACGUAAUGAUGGUGCACAACUUGAACAAAGCUUUAGUCGUAUUCAAUAUCAAAUGUCAAGUCAUAUUCAUGACCAAACCAAUGUCUUGAAAGGACUUUCAUUUGAUUUACCUGUGAGUGCUCGUGAUGUUUACUUUCGUGAUGAAGUUGGUAAUGUCUCUACUUCGCACUUUAGAGUACAAAAUGACAAGGCUCUUUUGGAAAUUCAACCUCGUUAUCCACUUUUUGGUGGUUGGAAUUACACAUGGUAUCAUGGAUAUAAUGCAGAUCUUGCAUCCUAUGUGCAUUCUGAUAAAGGCAAAUAUAUGUUGAAAGUUAAUUUUGUUGAGAAUGUUAAAAAUAUGGUGAUUGAUAAAGCUACUGUUCGUGUUAUUUUACCCGAAGGAUCAAGUCAUAUCAAAGUCACAACUCCCUUUGAUGUUGAUUCAGAAUCAACUACUUUUUAUUUUACUUAUUUUGAUUCUACAGGACGAACAAUGGUGGUAUUGGAAAAGAAUAAUGUUAUUAAGGACCACGAGUUACCUAUACUGAUUGAAUAUGAAUAUACUACUUCUCGUCUUUUACAAAAACCUUUAGUUACUUCUUUUGCUAUUUUCUUAUUAUUUGUUAUUAGUAUCAUAAUUGGUAAAAUGUCAUUUACUAUCGGUAAAGAAGAGAAAUCCGCACUUAAGAAAGAAUAGAUUACAUAAUGUUGUGUAACACAUGUAUAUCAACAAAAAUAUAAUAAAAAAGAAAAAGAACCCUUAAAAUUUUCUAUUUGAC